Molecule: messenger RNA, 1192 nt
Organism: Xyrauchen texanus (razorback sucker)
Lineage: Eukaryota; Metazoa; Chordata; Actinopteri; Cypriniformes; Catostomidae
Product: dual specificity protein phosphatase 19-like
Exons: 4
Coding region: 8-649 (213 amino acids)
Biological process (GO): protein dephosphorylation; regulation of MAP kinase activity
Cellular component (GO): cytoplasm
Molecular function (GO): JUN kinase phosphatase activity
Source: RefSeq, a predicted model, not a curated record
AAAUGUGAUGCAGUCGCUUGCACAAGAAAUAAAAUCAUUUUCUAAAAAUAAUUUGCGGAAACAAUGCACCAGGGUGACGACUUUGAGUGGCAGGCGGAUUAUAGAGACAUGGAAAGGCUCCACUGUACAGGUGGUGGAGGAGACAGUGCAGCCUGAAACAGCAUGUGGAUAUAUUCAGGAUAAUAGUUGGGAUCUUCAGGUUGGAUAUAUUAAACCAUAUCUAUUGCUUGGAUCCCAAGAUGCUGCUCAUGACUUUGGUACUAUGAGGAAAUAUAAGGUCACACAUGUAUUAAAUGUUGCAUAUGGUGUAGAAAAUGCCUUCCCUGACCUGUUCAUCUAUAAGACGCUGAGCAUACUGGAUUUACCUGACACUGAUAUCAUAUCAUAUAUCCAGGAGUGUGCACAGUUUAUAGACCAGGCAAAAGCUGACAAAGGAGUCGUGCUUGUCCACUGCAAUUCAGGAGUUUCACGCUCUGUGUCAGUUGUCACUGGAUAUCUGAUGUUAAGGGAAAAGCGGGCGUUUGGUGAUGCGUUUGCACUGGUGAAAUCGGCUCGACCAGCUGCAUGUCCAAACCCAGGUUUCAUGGAACAGCUGAAGAGCUUCAAACCACAAAGCUUUACAAUAGUAAACGGUUUGAAUCAUGAAUGAACAUGAUUCUAUGGCUGCACCUUGUCAUUGUUAAAGCCACGAGUGCUUCAAUUGCAGUUUGUUAUAUAGCUUUGAUUUUACACUUUGGAAUACCAUGUUUAUGUGGCACAAUAUAGGCAGAACAACUUUUUCUGUAAAAGUUCAAAGUGAGACACAGGCAAUUUUCAGAAUGUUUCAUUUUUGUCACAUGACCUCAUCACAUUGCAUGUGCGUGGCAUUCAGAUACAAUUUUGAAAAUAAAAAACCUGUUUUUUUGCAUUAUAAUACGAUUUUGUGUAUGUACAUUUUGGCAUUCCGAUUUGUUCAAAAUUGUGAAGUAAAGUACUGUAUGUGUAUUUGUCACAUUGGAAAUGGAAGGUCAAGUCAAGCCCCUUGCAUUGAGAGAUACAAUUUACCAUGCAGUGUUGUUUCUAGUUUACUGCACAUUUUUGCAAAUGUAGGUAAUCCACCAUUCCUUUCAUAACUAUGAAAAAUAAUAUGACAUACUAUAUAGGAGUUGAAUGUUAUUAAUAAGGUUGUCUACAAUAGGUUGGCCCUCUAUUC